Acanthocheilonema viteae is the source of this 561-nucleotide messenger RNA. Lineage: Eukaryota; Metazoa; Nematoda; Chromadorea; Rhabditida; Onchocercidae. The record is from the annotation of a GenBank genome assembly.
AUGGCUAACAGAGACUGGGAACUGUUAAAAUUCAACUUUUUAACGAAAUUAAUUACAGCUCUCGAACUUGAUGAGGAUUUAUUAAUUAGUGAGCAAGAAUUGUUGCCACUUAAUGAGUUACGGUGUAGUGAUGAAGAAGCAAGCAGUUCAUCAGCAUUUUCCAUCGCAACAACAACUAAUUCAGGCCCUUCAAUUGUCACCUCAACAAAUGUAUCAACUGAAGGAAUGAGCAGCGCUGAACUGAUUCCUUGUCUUUCCGUCGGUCCCUAUCAUCAACGUCCAACGCCUAUUCUUACAGACAAUCCUUUUGUCGGCACUAUCUUAGCAAGCUGUUUGCAAAAAAAGGCAGAAAAGGAAGGAAGCAAACAAACAGACUGCAGAAGAAAGGUCGACAAUGUCGAGGAGCGGCGAUCGAAAUCAUCUCCGCCCACACCGAUCGAACUCGAUGGGAUGAAUGAUAGCAAUGCCAACGGUGGGCUAUUUCGUUGUUCAACAAUUCUGCUUAAUGCAGUUUGGGUAUCGCAACUGAUACGAUCCGGUCAGGUUCGAGCUCGAAGUUAA